UAUUAUUAUUAUUAUUAUUAGUGUAAUUAUUAUGCACAGAAGGUUAAUUGUUUUUGGAGCUGCCAUCUCCAGUCGGCGCACCACAUCACAUCACGUCACUGCUGCUGCGACAAACCGCAGUGGAAGCUGUCUUUGAACACAUCAGCUGAUGCUACACCUUUUUCAGCACCGCGGACAGCUCCGUUCUGCUCAGCAGGGCAGAUGGCGACGGGUAUAAAAAGGCCGCAUGGAGGAGCAACAACUCUGCACCGGAGAUCACCACCGACAGCCUCCUGAGUCACACAGCAUGGACAACAACAGCAGACUCCGCUUUACGCACAGCAUCACUCGAGAUGAGUAUCUACAAUACAGGCCAGCACCACGCACGGCAGUGGAUGCCAGCUUUCUGUCCACUGGCAUGAAUUUGACCAAAUCUGCUGGGAAGUUCAAUGAGAAAGAGCUGAUGCGUGGCUUGAACGACCGUCUUGCAGGAUUCAUAGAGAAGGUGCAUCACCUGGAGCACCAGAAUCAGCUGCUGGAGAGAGAAAUCGAGGAGAUCAGAGGCAAAGCGAAACCCGCAUCUCGUCUUGAGGAGGAGUACGCACCAGAGCUCAGGAGACUGAGGCAGCUGGUUCAGGACAUCACUCAUCAGAAGCACCAGAUCGAGAUCGAGCAUCAGAAUCUGGAGGAAGAGCUGUGCAGCUUGAGAGGACAACAUGGACAGGAGGAGCAAAGCAGAUCGGAUGCUGAGAGAGCUAUGGUUGUCCUCAAGAGGGACAUUAGUGACGCGUAUCAGGCUAAACUGCAGCUGGACAAGAAAGCGCAACAUUUGGUGGAUGAAAUCGAUUUCCUGAAGAGAAACCACGAGGCCGAGGUGAUGGAGAUGUGUGAUCAGAUCCAGGACGCGCAGCAGCAGGUGACCGUCAAGGCACGUGGAUUUGGCCACUCUGACAUCACUGCGGCACUCCGGGACAUCAGGACGCAGCUGGAAGGUCACAGCGCGUCAGACCUCCGGCAGGUGGGAGAAACUUUCCGAUCUCAGUUUGCGAGAUUGACGGAGGCAGCUGAGAGCAAGAGAGAGGCGUUGAAAGCGAGCCAGCAGGAGAUCCAGGAGUGCAGGAGGCGCCUGCAGGCCAAGAGCAUCGAGCUGGACUGCUCUAGAGGCACCAGGGAGGCGCUGGAGAGUCAGCUGCAUGAUGCUGAGGAUCAACACAAGGAAGAGAUGAUCCAUUACCAGAACACAAUCAAAGAACUUGAAAAUGAGCUCAUCAAUUGCAAAUUUGACAUGUCUGGUUACCUGCGGGAGUACCAGGACCUGUUGAACGUGAAGAUGGCUCUGGAUGUGGAGAUACUGUCAUACAGGAAACUUCUCUGCGGUGAGGAGGCUCGGCUGUCUAGGAUGUCAGACACCCACAUCUCCCUUCCCUACAUCUACCACCAGUCCCCCGUUUACACCCUGCCCUGCCUCAGCCGACCGGGCUGCCCCCACAGACGGGCCGAACCCCAGUACAAGUUCGUAGAGGAGAUCAUAACGGAGACCACCAGGGAAAUUGAGAUGUCAGAAUUUGAGGAGACGGGAUCGGAGACAGAGGUGGAAAAAGACGAGCAGGAGUGUACCAAAAGAGAUAAAGGGAGCAGUGAGGAAGAGAUGGGUAAUAAAGACGGUCGAGAGGAGGAAGGAGAGCAGAUGUCUGACAGUGAGCAGAAUCAAGUAGGGAAUUUAGUGAACGGAGGUGAUGAUGGGACUCCUGGGGAGGUGGAUGAUGGUGGUGAAAAAGGUCAAACAAGUAAAGAGGAGACUGAAGCAGUUGACAGUGGCAUAGUUAUAAAUAUCCAAAGCAAAGUUUUAUUAAGUGAGAGCCUUGAUGAGGAAGAAAAUGAGCAACAUCAAACAGUAGCUAAAAACACAAAAGAAGAGAAAGAAGCUACAGUGGCAAAGGUAACAGUUCAGAAAGAUCUCUCUUCAAAACCAGAUGAUUUAAAGCCAGAGAUCCCUCCAGAGGAUGCACUUCUGAAAAAAUCUGAUGUUAAUGAAGGAGAUGUUGAGAAAGAUAGUUUCAUCUCAGCUCAAGUGAAGAAGCCUGUUGACGAGACCUCGACCCAAGCGUCAAAAGAAUCAGACACAACUCGAGAGCUAAGCCAUGUUCAAGUGCAAGAUGAGGUUUCUGAGAAAACAGCAGAUUUUACCGGAGAAACAAAGAUCACUCUGUCCGUAGAGACGCUUUCAGAAAAGGCUCAAGUAUCUUCGAGUACAACACACAAGAGAGAGGAAAAAGAGAACAGUCAUACGGAGCCAAUGGAAAUCAGUAAAUCUGAAGCUGCGAAAGGUGAAAAUAAAGUAGCAAUUCAAGAUGUUAGCAAUAAAGGUAAAGAGUCUUCUCUUAAAUCGGAUAUGAAAAGUCUUCCUGAAGUGAAGGAUCAGAAGCCGAACAGUGGGGAUAAAACCCUAACAGUCCAAACUGCGUUGCCAGGGGAAAAGACAACUGUCAAUGCAGAAAUCAAAGAGUUGCAUCAGGGGGCAGCGGAAGGAAGCCAGGUUGAGAAAUCAAAGCUGUCUGAAGCUUCACAGAACAUAAAGGAUCCUCAAGGUAAAACGGAGAAGGUGGAGAGUAGUAAGUCAGAGAAAUAAGAGGAAAGUACACUAAAAGCCAAACAUCCGCUGAGGUAUGAGGAAGUGAGGAUGAAAGACAUUUCCAACCUUUGAGACAGCAGUUGACAGGCAAAUAUCAGGGAGACUGAAGCUGAAAAUAGAGAAUACUUAACUAAUGCAGAUGCAAAAUUCAAAGCAUAAGCUGAGCCAAGUGAAAGGAAAGCUGUAAUUUCACUUCAGAAUGAGAGAGCAUGAUUCUACUAAUGUUUGCAAACAGCUUUGCCAUUGAACUUUAAAUGUGAUGCAUUCAAAUCAUUUGACUCACCACUUACUGUAACUAAUGUAAUCAUGAAUGUAAAAGAUGCAAAAUUACAUGUUAAAUUGUGUGUCUCUUUAUUUGCUUUGGUAUGUGCUGACAAAUAAAUGCAAUAUGAAAAAAAAA
This is a messenger RNA of Sebastes umbrosus (honeycomb rockfish), 3011 nucleotides long. RefSeq names its product alpha-internexin. Gene Ontology annotation, biological process: neurofilament bundle assembly. Bases 227 to 2608 code for a protein of 793 amino acids. NCBI's taxonomy places the organism in Eukaryota, Metazoa, Chordata, Actinopteri, Perciformes, Sebastidae. Gene Ontology annotation, cellular component: intermediate filament; cytoplasm; axon. The record is from RefSeq and is a predicted model, not a curated record. The transcript is spliced from 3 exons. Gene Ontology annotation, molecular function: structural constituent of cytoskeleton.